CCAACCUUCCCUACGUCCGGCCGAACCCCACAUUUCCAGGGAAACAUAUUAGCAUACCGUCCAAGCGUGGGCACUGCUUAUAACGGGACGACCGGCGGUGAAAGGGCCACUCGAGAAAACAUGGCGAUAGGUCGCGCCGCGGCGCUCUCAACUCUGCUGAUCUUCGCCGCUGUCCUGUCAACUGAGGGAUGUGGCGUUGCAGUGAACAAGAAUCAGGAAGCCAGCAGUAGAGAAAUCCACAGAGUACGCCGAGAAGCUCCAGAAACGAUCGUUGACGAUGUAAAAGCUGUGAACGAAGAUCUUCCACAUGAGGCCAGGAAGCUCCUGUGGCACUCCGAGGACAUUAAUGAUCGGGACGGGAAUAAAAAAUCCCGGACCAAACGUGACCUGUCGUGGCCGAGCAGCAGCCUGGGCACCUGGUCCGACCUGCUGAGCGGCCUGACAGCCGAGGCCGAGGCCGAACCCACCGCCGGGGAUGUGCUGUCCCAGGUUCAAGCCGAGGCAGAGCCCAGUUUGGAUGAUCUCCUCUCUCAGGCUCAGGCUCAGGUGCAAGCGGAACCCAGCAUAGAUGAGUUCCUUGAGCAAAGUCAGAGUCAGAGCCAGGGUCAGAGCCAGAGCGAGUUUCAGGGCAUCAGCCAGGAUAUCCAGAUUGUCAACGGCACCAUAGUGUACUGUCAGCAGGACUGUGAGAACGGUGGUGUGUGCACCGGACUGAACGUGUGCAGAUGUGCACCAGGCUGGACUGGAACAUACUGCACAGACCACAUGUGUACGCAGACCUGCGUUCACGGCUCGUGCUCCGGCCCUAACACCUGCUUGUGCGAUGAAGGAUACCAGGGGGAAACAUGUGAACAGGCCAUCUGCAACCCAGUCUGUGCUAACGGAGGAGUGUGUACGGCUCCGAACGAGUGUCAGUGUGAGGAAGGGUACGAGGGCGAUCAGUGUCAGACAGCCAUCUGUCACUCUACCUGCGAGAAUGGCGGCUACUGCUCCAGGCCGGACUUCUGUACCUGUCAGAUCGGAUACGCCGGACAACAGUGCGAAACACCGGUGUGCGACCCCAGCUGCCUGCACGGAGGAGCGUGUUCUGCCCCGGACACCUGCACCUGUCAGGCGGGAUGGGAAGGACCGAUCUGUCAGACACCUAUCUGCACACUGGAAUGUCAGAAUGGAGGUGUUUGUACCGAGCCUGGCCGCUGCUCCUGCCCCAGCAGCUUUGGUGGACCACAGUGCCAGUAUGACCUGUACCAAGAUGACGGGAUUACUCAAGUACAAACAACCCCAGCACCAGACCACAGCGGACGGUUCUGCGGUGCAUUUGGACAUCAGCACUAUUUCACAUUUGAUGGACAUUUUUACACCUUCCCUGGUACCUGCCAGUACCUGUUGUCUGGGGACUGUCUGCAGGCUACGUUCCAGGUGUUUGUCCGAAAUGACCCCAACUGCACCACCUCAUCCCUGCUGUGUCAUCGUGAGGUCAGAGUUCACAUGAUGGGCCUGUCACAUGACCUGAUCCUUCACCAGGGGCACAACUACGAGGUCACCAAGGGCGAUGUGACUUUGUCUCUGCCCAACUCUGAAGAAGGUGUGAAGGUGGAGAAAGUUGGAGACUAUGUCCGUGUCAUCCUCAUGCCUGAGUUUGAUGGAAAGCUGGUGAGGGUUGCUGUUUACUGGGACGGUGUGACAAGUGUGUAUGUGGAGGUUGAUGAGGACUUUGCAGGAAAUCUUUGUGGUCUCUGUGGCAACUUCAAUGGAAAUUCAUCAGAUGAAUACAGACUCAGAGAUGGCACUGCCAGCAGCAGCAGAAUCACAUUUGCAAACAGCUGGAAGAUGACAGAUGCAGAGGAGCACUGCCCCAAUGUGCAUGUGAACACUCCUAACAGCUGUGCAUCAGCUACACAACAGCAGCUUCAGGAAAUUUGGGGAAUUUGCAAUGUGCUGAUAGGGAAUGCAGCUUUUGCCCCCUGUCAUGCAGUGGUAGAUCCUAACCCCUACCUUGAUGCCUGUGUCACAGACCUAUGUAACUGUGACUAUGCAGUCAGGGGUGACUGCCAGUGUGAGGCCCUGACCCAGUAUUCCCGUGCCUGUGCUCACAGGCGGAUAGUGUUGGACUGGAGGCAGCCUGAACUGUGUUACCGUGGUUGCCCUGCCACCAUGGUGUACACAGAGUGUGCCAGCUCCUGCCCUCGAACAUGCAGAAAUCCCACCGGUGACCACGACUGUGACGACCACUGUGUGGAUGGCUGCUCGUGCCCUGAAGGGUCACUGUGGGAUGAGGGUUCCCUGCAGUGUGUUGUGGAACAAGAGUGUCCCUGUACCCAUCUGGGUAUGGAGUACGCACCUGGAUCAAACUAUCUUGAUGACUGCAACAAAUACUAUUGCCUCGCUGGCCGCUGGAUCGGGACAAACUUGGAGUGUAACGCCACCUGCAGUAUCCAUGGUGACCCACACAUCACCACGUUUGACAAGCGGUACUACCAGUUUGCCGGAGUCUGUCAGUACAUUGUGGCAAAGGACUUUGUUAACCAGCAGUUCACCCUGCUGGCUGACCAGCAACCAUGUGGCGAUGAUGACAGCAGCUCCUGUAUCAGGUCCGUGACGCUGAUUGUUGGGGGAAACACAGCUGGCAAGAUCAAGCUUCACCAGCACGGUGUCCUGUCCGUGGGCCACAGCGACGUCCACUUACAGCUGCCCUAUCACAACGAUGAUGUGAGUGUUCGUCGUCUGUCAUCUGUGUUUGUGGAGGUGACAACCAGCUUUGGGCUGACAUUGCAGUGGGAUGGAAGAGGUCGUCUCUACACCACUGUUACUCCAGCGCUCAAGGGGCAUACUAAAGGCCUGUGUGGUACUUUCAACGACAAGCAAAAUGACGACUUCACCACACGCAGUGGUGUCAUCGUUGCGAAUGUUGCGGAGUUUGGAAAUUCCUGGAAGGUGUCUGCUGAUUGUGAGGACCAGCCUGUGGUGACCUCUGACCUACAGCUGGGACCAUGUGCUAUCAACACACAGAGAGCGGAAUAUGCUCGGCAGCACUGUGGCCUGAUGAGUGGGGGCAGUUUUGAGGCGUGUAACCGCCUGUUGGAACCAGCGACCUAUAUAACGGCCUGCGAGUACGACGUGUGCCAGUGUCAGGAUGGAGAUGAGUGCCUGUGUUCGGCCAUCGCCCACUAUGCCAGGGAGUGUGCAAAGCUGGGAGCUGUGGUCAACUGGAGAACAGAGGGAACCUGUGUUGAGGAGUGUCCCCAGGUGGGGCAGGUGUGGCAGGAAUGCAGCUCUGCCUGUAGGUCCAGCUGUCGGUACCUGUCAGAGCCAGACUCCGGCUGCACGGAGGACUGCGUGGCUGGCUGCAACUGUCCACCUGGUCUGUACCAGUCCGAGAGUGGGGCCUGCGUUCCUCAGGAGGAGUGCCAGUGCUUCUACCAAGGGGAGGUGUAUCAGACACAGACUUCCACUGUGCUGGGCAACCUCAUAUGCUUCUGUGAGGACGGCAUAAUGAACUGUCAGGAGCGUGUGAUCAUGUCAAGUGAGUACAACUGUACUUCUGGGAUGGAGUACUUCGACUGUGAGGGAGCAGCUGCUGGGCAGAUGGGCAAGGCCUGUGAAGAGACAUGUGGAAACAUCGGCAUGGAAUGUCUGGCCGAGCAGUGUGUGUCAGGGUGCCAGUGUCCCCAUGGACUUGUACGGGAUGGGAGUGAGUGUGUCUUGCCAGAGGAGUGUCGCUGUGAGCACAAUGGACAAAUGUAUGAUCCAGGCCAGACCAUCAGCGUGGACUGCAACUCCUGCACCUGUAGCCAAGGUGUCUGGUCUUGCACCACCAAAGAAUGUGCAGCUCAGUGCAGCAUGUUUGGAAACUCCCACUACACCACCUUUGAUGGUCACAGCUACGAGUUUGAAGGAACCUGCAAGUACAUCAUUGCCCAGGAUUAUUGCUACAACCAGACUGGAAGCUUCCGUAUCCAUGCAGAGAAGACGGCCUGUAAUGGUCUGUCAGGUAACGUGUGCGCCCGUACAGUCACAGUUACCCUCCAGCAGCUACAGAUCCACCUCGAGCAUGGGAAGGAUGUCCAUGUUGGACCCAUCCCGGGGUCAGAGGUCGCCUAUACAUCCUACAAGUUCAACAUCUACAGAAGUGGAUUCUUCACCAUUAUCAAGGUGGAGAAUGGUAUAGACCUGUACUGGGACAAUGCCACACGUCUCUACAUCAAGGUGUGGCCCAACCACCGCGGCCGUGUGUGCGGCAUGUGUGGAAACUUUGAUGGAAACCAGAUAAAUGACUUCAACACGCCUGAGUUGGACAGAGCCACCACAGUUCAGGACUUUGCUAACAGCUGGAAGGUGUCCAGUUCCUGUCCUGAUGUUGAGGCUCCACUAUCUGACUACUGUGCGCUGCAUCCUCACCGUGAAGCCUGGGCCCGUCGGCAGUGUAACAUCAUCCUAUCUGACACCUUCAGCCCCUGCCACUACAAGGUUGACCCUGAGCCGUACUACCAGGCAUGUGUGCAGGACUCCUGCAGCUGUGACAGUGGGGGAGACUGUGAGUGUUUCUGUACAGCAGUGGCUGCGUAUGGAGACAUGUGUAACACUCAGGACGUCCACAUCAGGUGGAGGACACACGAACUCUGUCCCACCCAGUGUGAAGACUAUAACUGGGACCCAGAGAAGUGUGAGUGGCACUAUGAUCCUUGUGGAACAUCCUGUCCAGCAACCUGUGAGGACCCCCAUCCAUCCAGCUGUGAUCUGCAGUGUAUGGAGGGAUGCCAUCCUAAAUGCCCAAAUGGAACAGUCCUGUACAACGGCAAGUGUAUCCCACCCAUGGACUGCCCAGUCACAACAACUACACCACUGCCAACCACUACAGCCUUCAUUCCAACAACUGUGUCAACCACACUGCUGCCGACAACAACAGAGUCAAUCGCAACAACUACUUUGGAAGUCACAACAGCAUCAGAGACCACGCCAAUGCCCACCACCACCAGGGGUGAAGGUGGAGGGAAGACCACUACAGCUGCCCCAACUACAGAGGUUACUCCAACAGGGUCCCCAUCUCCUCCAGUCCAAACCACCACAGAAGCCACAACAAUACAGAGUACAACUACAUUCUCCACAACCACUCCUGAGGUGACCACGCCUUGUGAGCACGCUGAAGUCUGCUAUUGGACCAGCUGGAUCAACUCAGAUCUUCCUAGGGUACAGAGGACAGCAGACAAUGAGACACUUGCACAUCUCCUGCAAGCUGGGAGUAACAUCUGCAUGCAUCCAAGCAUGAUCGAGUGCCGCACCUCCUCGCACAACCCUGACAACUUGCGGCUCAUUCCCGUGGAGCAAGUCGACCAGGAGGUAACCUGUGAUGUGGACCAAGGCUUCCUCUGUCUUGCAGAACUACAGGAAAAUCCUUUCUGCCUUGAUUAUGAGGUCCGCUUGUACUGCUGUUCUUGUGGAGGCACUGUACCACCUAUUACCACAACAAGCCAGCCCACCACUACAGAAUCUACCACUAGUACUGUUUCUACAACAACCCAGUCAACCACCACAGAAUCCACCACUAUUUCCACAACCCAGCCCACCACUACAGAAACUACCACAACAAUAGUUUCUACCACCCCAUGUGAACAUGUCCAAGAGAUGUGUGAAUGGAAAGAGUGGAUGAACAAGGAAUAUCCCAAUCCUAACAGUCCUAGCCAGAAUGAGACCUAUGCCAACUUGAGGGACACCUAUGACUUCUGUGACACACCUAUGGACAUACAGUGUAGCAUCAGUGGAAUGCCAAUGAAUACCCCAUUUGAGUCCAUGGCUCAACAAGGUGUUAUCUGUGAUAUAAACAGUGGACUGUACUGUGAUGCAAGCCAGAUUCCUGGCUUCUUUGGAGUUUGCUAUGACUAUGAAAUCCGUGUGAAAUGCUGCUGGGAAGAAUGUGUCACACCUACUUCCACAGAGUACCCGCCCACUACUACAGAAUCCACCACUGUUUCCACAACAACCGAGCCUACCACUACAGAAUCCACCACUAGUACUGUUUCCACAACAACCCAGCCCACCACUACAGAAUCCAUUGUUACCACAACCCCGUGUGAACAUGUGGAGGAGAUGUGUGAAUGGUCAGACUGGAUGAACAAAGAUGAGCCCAGUGAUGGUAACCCUAACCAGAAUGAGACCUAUGACAACCUUAGGGACAUCUAUGAAUUCUGUGAGGAACCCAUGGACAUUGAGUGCUCAGUUGCAGGGAUGGAAGGUACUCAGAUGUCCCUUCCAGAGGGUGUGAGCUGUGACCAGGCCACUGGUCUGGUCUGUUAUGCCAGCCAGCUUCCUGGCAAGGGUCAAGUAUGUGAGGACUAUCAGAUCAGGGUGAAAUGUUGUAGUGAAAAGUGUGUUACACCUGUUCCUACAACAACAAGACCAACCACCACACCAACUACAACAGUUUCUACAACAACCCAGCCGACUACCACAGAGACAACAACAGUUUCUACAACUCAGCCCACCACUACAGAAACAACUACUGUUUCCACAACAACCCAGCCUACUACCACAGAGACAACUUCAAGUACAACAGUUAUGACUCCAACUGGUUCUCCAUCACCAACCCAACCACCCACUACAGAAUCCACCACUGUUUCCACGACAAGCCAGCCCACCACUACAGAAUCCACCACUAGUACUGUUUCCACAACAACCCAGCCCACCACUACAGAAUCCAUUGUUACCACAACCCCAUGUGAACAUGUGGAGGAGAUGUGUGAAUGGUCAGACUGGAUGAACAAAGAUGAGCCCAGUGGUGGUAACCCUAACCAGAAUGAGACCUAUGACAACCUUAGGGACACCUAUGAAUUCUGUGAGGCACCCAUGGACAUUGAGUGCUCAGUUGCAGGGAUGGAAGGUACUCAGAUGUCCCUUCCAGAGGGUGUGAGCUGUGACCAGGCCACUGGUCUGGUCUGUUAUGCCAGCCAGCUUCCUGGCAAGGGUCAAGUUUGUGAGGACUAUCAGAUCAGGGUGAAAUGUUGUAGUGAAAAGUGUGUUACACCUGUUCCUACAACAACAAGACCAACCACCACACCAACUACAACAGUUUCUACAACAACCCAGCCAACCACGACAGAGACAACAACAGUUUCUACAACAACCCAACCGACUACAACAGAAACCACUACUGUUUCCACAACAGCCCAGCCUACAACCACAGAGACAACUUCAAGUACAACGGUUAUGACUCCAACUGGUUCUCCAUCACCAACCCAACCACCCACUACAGAAUCCACCACUGUUUCCACGACAAGCCAGCCCACCACUACAGAAUCCACCACUAGUACUGUUUCUACAACAACCCAGCCCACCACUACAGAAUCCACCACUGUUUCCACCGGGUACCAGCCAACUACUACAGAGUCCACCACUGUUUCCACGACAACCCAGCCCACCACCACAGAAUCCACCACUGUUUCCACGACAAUCAUUACCACAACCCCAUGUGAGCAUGUGGAGGAGAUGUGUGAAUGGUCAGACUGGAUGAACAAAGAUGAGCCCAGUGGCGGUAACCCUAACCAGAAUGAGACCUAUGACAACCUUAGGGACACCUAUGAAUUCUGUGAGGCACCCAUGGACAUUGAGUGCUCAGUUGCAGGGAUGGAAGGUACUCAGAUGUCCCUUCCAGAGGGUGUGAGCUGUGACCAGGCCACUGGUCUGGUCUGUUAUGCCAGCCAGCUUCCUGGCAAGGGUCAAGUUUGUGAGGACUAUCAGAUCAGGGUGAAAUGUUGUAGUGAAAAGUGUGUUACACCUGUUCCUACAACAACAAGACCAACCACCACACCAACUACAACAGUUUCUACAACAACCCAGCCAACCACGACAGAGACAACAACAGUUUCUACAACAACCCAGCCAACCACAACAGAGGCAACCACUUCUAUAACAACUGAAGGUACCACCUCCAUCGCUACACCUACAGGGUCCCCAUCACCACAUCAAACAACCACUAUUUCCACAACCCCCAUCACAACCAGCACGCAUUCCACAACCCAGCCACCCACAACUACAGCUUACCGACCCACAACAACUAAGAUGACAACUACUCAGCCGACAACAACCAGGACAGAAACAACACACCCAACAACAACUGAGGAAUACACAACACCACCAGUUCCUACAACAACUGAGAUGCAAACAACACAGCCUACAACAACUAUGCAAACAACACAGCCUACAACAACUAAACUGGAAACCACCCCAACGUCCUGUGGGUACGUUUGCAACUGGACAGACUGGAUGAACUCCUACAAUCCCAGCACAGAUAUGGAGAUGAAUGAUGUGGAGACAUUGGAGAACCUUCACAGUAGAUUCAGCUUCUGUGAAACACCAAUGGGCAUCGAGUGCCGAUUGGCUGAAAACCCCAGCCUGGACUUCAUUGAUCAUCAUCAGAAUGGGGUGACAUGCGAGGUGGACUCAGGCCUGUACUGUAACUCCAGCUUGACUAAUAUGAGGGCCUGCAUGGACUAUGAAGUGAGGUUCCAGUGUUGCCAUGUGCCUGACUCAUGUAAAACAACCACCACCAUGACAACAGGACCAACAACAACAACAGGCCCAACUACCACAGUCACAACAGAGAAACCACCACCAACAACUGCAACCACCACAGUCACAACUGAGAAACCAACGACGACAAUUGCAACCACCACAAUGACAACAGAGAAACUAACAACAGCCCCAACCACCACAGUAUCCACAACCACAGAGGGCACCACAACUGUGGAGACUACCACUGAGUACUGCCAGGAGACAUGUGUUUGGUCAGAGUGGAUGAACUCAGACUACCCUGGCGUUGGUGUCCCCAAUGACAAUGAGACCUUUGCCCAUCUGCGGGAAAGUUCCCUGGAGUUCUGUGAGGAGCCAGAUGACAUAGAAUGCCGUCUGGAUAUGACACCAAAUGUAGACUUCAAUCGUGCCAAGCAAAGUGGAGUGGAGUGUGAUGUCAGCUCAGGUCUCCUGUGCCUGUCCAAACUUCAGCCAAGGGAGGCUCCUACCUGUUAUGAUUACUCCAUACGAGUGAAGUGCUGUUCUCUGCCAGCCUACUGCACGACAACUCAGAGGACAACCACCACACCAACUACAACAAUCUCUACAACAACCCAGCCAACUACCACACAGACAACAACAGUUUCUACAACAGCCCAGCCCACCACUGCAGAAUCCACCACCGUUUCUACAAGAACCCAGCCCACUACCACAGAGACAACUUCAAGUACAACAGUUAUGACUCCAACUGGUUCUCCAUCACCAACCCAACCACCCACUACAGAAUCCACCACUGUUUCCACGACAACCCUGCCCACCACUACAGAAUCCACCACUGUUUCCACGACAGUCCAGUCAACCACCCCAACGUCCUGUGGGUACGUUUGCAACUGGACAGACUGGAUGAACUCCUACAAUCCCAGCACAGAUAUGGACCUGAAUGAUGUGGAGACAUUGGAGAACCUUCACAGUAGAUUCAGCUUCUGUGAAACACCAAUGGGCAUCGAGUGCCGAUUGGCUGAAAACCCCAGCCUGGACUUCAUUGAUCAUCAUCAGAAUGGGGUGACAUGUGAGGUGGACUCAGGCCUGUACUGUAACUCCAGCUUGACUAAUAUGAGGGCCUGCAUGGACUAUGAAGUGAGGUUCCAGUGCUGCCAUGUACCUGACUCAUGUAAAACAACCACCACCAUGACAACAGAGGUACCAACAACAACCACAGUGACAACGAAGAGACCAACAACAACAAUCAAUACAGAAUCCACCACUGUUUCCAUGACAACCCAGCCCACCACUACAGAAUCCACCACAGUUUCCACGACAACCCAGCCCACCACCACAGAGUCCACUACUGUUUCUACAACAGCCCUACCUACUACUACAGCCUUCCUGCCACCAAGUACUACCGAGUGUCCAGAUGUCUGUAUUGAUGGGUCUGGUCUAACAAGACAGGUUGGUGACACUUGGUUUGAGGCAGGGGACCAGUGCCAGCGAGCGUUGUACCUGUGCCGUCCAUGUGGCGUGAUUUCCAUUAAUCGCAAAGUUUGUGAUGUGGUUGAGCCACCAAGCUGUGCCAAUGGUCUGCAGCCCAUCGAUGUGGGGGUGUGCUGUCCAGAGUACCAAUGUCCAUGUGAGUGCAAGGGAUACGGUGACCCCCACUACUUCUCUUUCGACGGAGAGUACUUCUACUUCCAGGGAGAGGGCGAGUUCAUUCUGGCUAGGGACACCCACGUUCCACAUGACUUUGAGGUCAGGGGUUUCAAUGUUCAGUGCACUGUUGCACCCAUCACCACCUGCACCAAGGAGAUCAAGGUCAUCUACAAGGGACAUACUAUAGAGCUGAAGACUGGACAUCAGGUGCUUGUGAAUGGAACAUCGUGGACUCCACCCUUCAAGUUAGAUGGAUGCAAGGUGACUACCAUGGGCUUCCCACUCAAGCUGGAGAUCCAGUCCCUGGAUGUGACGGUAGUGUAUGACUUCCUGAGCAGUGGCUUCUACAUCAGUGUGCCUCCAACCAUGUAUGCAGGCAAGACUGAGGGACUGUGUGGUCCUUGUAAUAACAACAAAACGGACGACUGCCAGGAUAGGGAGGGGACCAUCAUGAAUGACUACAACAACUGCUCCUGUGACUGGAAGGUGGAUAAUCCCGACAGCCCAUCCAACAGCUGCAUUCCUGAACCCAAGCCCACUGCCACCCCCUCAACACCCUGUGACCAGUCCCCUUGUGAUAUCAUCACAGACCCAGAAGGCCCAUUUGGUGCAUGCCAUGACGUUGUGGACUACGAGUUCUUCCUCCAGUCCUGUCAGUAUGACAGGGGAGCCUGUUACAGCGAGUGUCAGGCCCUGGGAGCGUAUGCCUACGUGUGCCAGCGUAUGGGUGUCUGUGUGGACUGGAGGGGGAAGGGCAACAACUGCUCUUUUGAAUGUGAGGCAGGGUUGGUGUACAAGGCCUGCAGCUGUGUGAAGACUUGUGAAAACAUGGAUGUCUUUAACGCCUCGCAGUGUGCCUUGGCAUACAUGGAGACAGAAGGGUGCUUCUGUCCUGAUGACAUGGUCCUCCAUGAGACCUCUGAACAGUGCAUUGAAGGCGAUACAUGCAAUGGCUGUGAGGAUGCGAAUGGCAUGCCUCUUGCCAUUGGUGACACUUGGAUCCCUUACAAUGACAGCUGCCAGGAGUGCACAUGUACAGGACACAAGAAGACUGAGUGCUACCCCAGGGCCUGCCCUACCUACCGACCACCCAAGUGUGGUGUGUGCGAGUCUCAGAGGGUGGUGGAGGGAUCUGACUCCUGCUGCCCUGAAUACGAGUGUGUGUGUGAUCUGAACCGUGCAGACUGCCCGGAGGUCGUCAUCCCCCAGUGUGAGUACCAGUACCAGUACGUCCACCACACCAACCCCGGGGAGUGCGUUCCUGAGUACGAGUGUCGCUGCAACUCUUCAAAGUGUCCUGCUGCACCACAGUGUGAACCUCCCAAAGUCCUGGACAUGUUGGAAGGAGAGUGCUGUCUGGAGUACGAGUGUGUGUGUGAUGCCUGUCCAACAGCACCCACUCCAUACUGUCCUCCUGGGGAGGGUUAUGUCCUUGUGAGCAGCGAGGAUAUCUGCAGCUGUGUAACACAUUCAUGCGAGUGCCGCAAUGACACCUGUGCCCAGCAGCCCGAAUGUGACGACAACAAAGACCUGGUUACUACGGAAACAGGCUGCUGCCCACACUACAAUUGUACCUGUAACACAUGCCCUACACAUGGUCCAGUAAUCAACUGUGAUUAUGCUGAGGGUUAUGUCCUUGUGAGCAGCCAGGAUGACUGUGGGUGUGUGACCGAGUCCUGCGAGUGUCGUGAGGACAGUUGCUCACCUGAGCCUGAAUGUCCGGACAACAAGCACGUGGUUACCAUGGAAACCGGCUGCUGCCCUCACUACAACUGCAGCUGUAACACCUGUCCACCCAGCCCUACACCAGGUUCAGACUGUCCAUAUGGAGAGAUGCCAGGCUAUGUGAUCCAUGAGACUGUGGAUGACUGCGGCUGUGUGAACAGCAGCUGCACCUGUGACCGCAGCAGGUGUCCUGCACCCCCUACCUGCGAUGACAACAAGAACCUGGUUGCCCUUUACACUCCAUGCUGCCAGAAUUACACCUGUGAGUGUAAGGAGUGUCCUGUAGACGACACAAGCUGUGGCAUUGGUGAGACUCAGACAACCAUUAUUGAUGACUGUUGUCGCCACACCAACUGCACCCCUGAGCCAGUCUGUGUGUACCAGAACACCACUCAUCAGCCUGGUACCAGCUGGACUGAUGCCAAUGAUAACUGUAUCCAGUGUCAGUGUCUGGAGGAGAUCGAUCCAGCAACAGGGUUCCACAGGGUCUCCUGCAGUGACGAGUCCUCACAGUGUGAAGUGAACUGCCCAGCAUGCCACACCUAUCAAGAGCGCAGUGGAGAAUGCUGUGGAGAAUGCGUCAAGACAUCUUGCUGUGUCAUGGAUGAAACUGAAACUCUUGUGGAGCAUCCAGCUGGCUCUAAUUGGACCUCCCCUGGAGACAGCUGCUCCCGAUGUCACUGUUUGGAGGCAGGGGAACACGGACAGGUGGUGGAAUAUUGUUCCACACUCCUGUGUCCGGAACCCCCAACCUGCUCGAGUGAUGAAGUCAUGAAAAACACAUCAUCUGCUGAUGGCUGCUGCACAAUCUAUGAGUGUGUGCCACCGGGCCAGGCUUCAUGCAGCUUGUUCACCAAACAGGACUACCUCCGUGUGGACGACUGUGUAAGUCUGCAACCUGUCAAUGUCACGUGGUGUGAGGGACGCUGUGGCUCCAGCUCCAUGUAUGAAGGUGUGGACCUGAAGCACACCUGCGAGUGUUGCCACGAGGUGUCCAUGUCAGAGGUCUCCGUGCCGAUGGAAUGUGAGGGCACCACAACCUCCUCCAUGUCCUACGCCUACCGCCAGAUCACGGCCUGUGACUGCGACACCACAGAGUGUGAGGUGCCGACUGCCCAGCCCUAGUCUAAAGCACAUCGACUGUACCAUGGGACCAACAUGUCAUGGCUGCAGACUCGUCAUGUGAUUAUCUCAUGGCAGUCACAUGAUCAUUCUGUAGCUUGGAUUGAAGAGAUUGAUAUCGGAAGGAUACCAUAAGAUUUAGAUGCAAAAUUACUUUACUUUGCUGAAAAGAUGUUAGAUGCAAUAACAGUCAGAAGAAAUUAAGAGUAGGCAAGAAAAGUGUUCAUUUUCGCAAGAUUUUAGGUCAUACUGUGAUACCAAGUUAGGUAAUUCAGCAAAGUCAAAGUGGUUUAGCAGAGAGCAUUUCAGCGGAACUAUGCAAUAUUGUCUCCUGUGACUCUGUGUGAGGGGAUGUCAUUGGCAUGGGAAGAUCCAAGGAUAUGAGGGGACGGCUCAUUUAUUGGGCUGUACUGUUAGGUAAAAGGUACAUUCAACAUGGGGCACUACCUCCCACAGAGUCACUUGUCUUGUAGAGCUGUACUAUCUCCUUUAAUUUCUGAACAUUUUUAUAAUUCUAGAGUGAUAAAUGGAUUACUGCUAUUUUUAUCUUAUAGUGCUAUAUUAUACAGGAAGAUAAUUAUCCACAGGAGACAUCUAGUGAGGGACAUCUAGUGAACAAGGAAAAUAGUAUUUUUAUUGAUGAUUGUUAAGUUAGGCCUGUCAGACAAGGCUUAGGCUGCGACUUAUCUGGCAAAUUACACGCACAUUCUCUGUAGCCUUCUGACUAUACAGGGCUCGAAAUACUUUUUUCUGCAUACCUGCACUGGUGCAGAUAACAUUGAAAAUUACCUGCACCAGACAAAUUUUACCUGCACCACUAUGAAUUUAGGAAGUAUGGAUCAUACUAAAAUUGUUCAGGAACUAUAGCUAUUUUUUCUGUUAUACUUUAUAAGUGGUAACAGUCAAUGCAGCUAAUAACAAUCCAGAUAUACCUACAUCAUACUAUUCAUAGGACAUUUAUGUAUAAAACCCAGUACAUGGACCAGUGCAGGUUAGGUGCAGGUAGACACCAGAAAUACCUGCACAGAUCCAAUUUUACCUGCACUAAGGUGCAUAUGCAGGUGGUAUUUCGAGCCCUGCUAUAAGUCAUGACUUGACCACCAGUACAGUUGCCAUCAGUGUAACCAAGAAUAAAAUGUAGUUUUGAAUGUUCCUCCGCAACACUGUACAAGAUUCCAUUUUUGGCAAAAAAACUAUGUAUUUGUCAUGGACAGUUAGAUGGUGUGAGACAAUAGUUGAAGGUGGCCUUUUAAAGCUUAUCGAACAACAAAGAAUAUCUUUUUGUGUACCUCACCGGUGUAACCGGAUGUACAAUGUAUGUAUGUGUUUGUGUUCACUAAAGAGUGUUUUGUUCUCAAUCCUAAAUUGCAGAAAAGUUGACACGUUAUCUGGUGUCUGUAUUAUCACACCAAUGUUCUAACACAUGCAUAAUCACUGUUAAGUUUAAAUGAGUCUUAAAAUGUCACCUUUCAAGCUUCUCUGGAUAGCAGUAAAAUCUUGCAGUAAUUGACAGCUAUUAAAGAAAGAUGUAGUAGAAUAAUGUUUGUACAUGUAAUUGUUAAACUUCUUUUGGGAACACAUUUUGUAGGAAUGUUAUUUGCACUUCACUCAAAUAUUCUUUGCUGUGAGAGCAAUAAAUAACAGCAAAUGCAAUAUCCAGAAAUUUGGGGACCAUAUUAAAGCCAGUGUAGAUUUUAACAGAGGGGGGAUUCUAUGUUCCAAGCUUACCAUGCACCAUCAAUGUACACAAGAGUUCAUACCCUAACUGACUGCAUCAGAAAAGUUUUUAUUCCUGUAUUUACCCCAGAUGAUGUGGCUGUCGUGUGCAAUCUUAAGUACCAAAGAAACUGAUUUCUUCUCACCACUAAGGUUUCUGUGAAUUGUUAUAUUUCAGAUGUAUUGGGAUAAGAUCUGUGUCACAUGUUGCACAACAAUCAUGUUAAUAUCAGUUGCAAAGCACAAGAACUACAUUGUUGAAAUAGAACAAUUUACAGCACAAUGAAAACUCUGUAGUUAUCCCUUUUCAGCAUAGAAUAAAGAUCUAUCAAAGAGUUCUA
Molecule: messenger RNA, 15053 nt
Organism: Branchiostoma floridae (Florida lancelet)
Lineage: Eukaryota; Metazoa; Chordata; Leptocardii; Amphioxiformes; Branchiostomatidae
Product: mucin-2-like
Exons: 62
Coding region: 121-12999 (4292 amino acids)
Cellular component (GO): extracellular matrix
Molecular function (GO): protein binding
Source: RefSeq, a predicted model, not a curated record